Molecule: messenger RNA, 1564 nt
Organism: Impatiens glandulifera
Lineage: Eukaryota; Viridiplantae; Streptophyta; Magnoliopsida; Ericales; Balsaminaceae
Exons: 7
Coding region: 112-1395 (427 amino acids)
Source: RefSeq, a predicted model, not a curated record
AGUAAAAAAAAAAAACAUCUGUAAUUAAUCUCGAUCUCUUUCUUGCGUAAAACAGAAGCGUAGUAUCUGUGUUCGUGUUUUCUCUUGGUCGGAAAAUUAUAUUAAUUAACUAUGAUGAAGUCGAAGAAGGAUCAACAAUUAUAUUAUGACAAAGAGAAAUCAGUUCAAGCUGUUCUUAGUCUUCUCCGAAAACAAUCUCCAUUGUCUCUGAAACAGGAGAAAUUCUGCAGUAAGGCAUGCGUAGACAGGUUUUUGAAAUCCAAAGGCUUUAAUGUCAACAAAGCAGUAAAGCACCUUAGGGCUUGCCUUUCUUGGAGAGACACUAUUUCCAUUGAUAAUUUGAUGGCUGAUGAAUUUACAGCUGAGCUGGCAGAAGGAAUGGCUUACGUGGCUGGUCAUGAUGAGGAAUCCCGACCUGUUCUUGUUUUCAGGAUUAAACAAGACUAUCAGAAAUUUCACUCCCAGAAAAUGUUGACCCGGUUAGUAGUGUUUACAUUGGAAGUAGCCAUCCAAACUAUGCCUAGGAAUGUUCAAGAAUUCGUUCUUCUCUUCGAUGCAAGCUUUUAUAGAUCGGCUUCUGCUUUUAUGAAUGUUUUCUUAUCAACUGUGAAAAUGGUGGCCGAAUAUUAUCCGGGGAGACUCCAUAAAGCCUUCAUCAUCGAUCCUCCCUCCCUUUUCUCUUACCUUUGGAAGGGAGUGCGUCCUUUUCUAGAGUUGUCACAUGUGACGUCAGUAGUGUCGUCACUCGACUUAGAAGAUCCGUUGGAUUUCAACAACAACAACGACUUCUUCACAGACUGUCCUCGAUCCUCAUCCCUCCGAUUCGACUCAUCAUCUCAGCUUCAAUCAACGGCCAAGAUUGGAUCUUGCUCAUCCUCCCGUUUCACCUUUACCGUCUCCCACCACCUCGAUUCUCUCAAACCAUGGUACCUAUCUCUGGCAGACACGUCAGCUUCUAAAGUGGGACCCGCAACGAUCUCCCCUCUAAACGCGCGAUCACUCUCUUUCGCGUCCCCGGUAGCCAGAACGCAGGGCAGCAUCCGGAAAAACUUCUUCCCAUCCACGCCGAUGCCUCAAAAGAACCAACGGAUGGACAUGGACUCCGGCGUUAAUGGUAAGCAGGCAAGGACGCCGAAGCCGUCGUUUUUUCAAUCUCCGGCGGUGUUUUUCCGGAGGGGGGAGAGUACUCAUCAGGUGACGACGACGUCAAAGGGUGAAAAGUGUAGGGAGUCGUUUGGUCCGUUUCUGAAGUUUUACCGGCGGCCGUACGAUGAGAUGACGUAUAGGUCAAAAAUGAGGCCACCGUUGGGUGGGUUGAUAUCGAUUGUACCUAAUCAUCAUAAUUCGUCGCAGAUGAAACGCCGCCGUCACAUAUCGCUAUCGCAAAGGUUUUGAUGAUGAUCGAUCACUAGUAGCUAUAUUAAUUAAUUAUUAAUUAAAUAGAUGAUCGAUGCAUGAGAAGAAUUAAUUAGCUAGCUAGAUAGCUAGUAACAACAACAUAUUAUGCUAUUUUAUAAUUAUUAUUAAUAUUUGUUUUUUUGUGUCAAGAAAUUAUUAAUUAAGA